Messenger RNA from Pocillopora damicornis (cauliflower coral), 1442 nucleotides. Its product is annotated as steryl-sulfatase. Lineage: Eukaryota; Metazoa; Cnidaria; Anthozoa; Scleractinia; Pocilloporidae. Gene Ontology annotation, molecular function: arylsulfatase activity. The record is from RefSeq and is a predicted model, not a curated record.
UCGACAGGUAUUGUGGGAAAGUGGCAUUUAGGACUCCACAAGUCGUCAGGAUCCGAUUUCCAUUUCCACCCUUUGAAGCAAGGUUUUGAUUAUUUCUAUGGGCUGCCUCUCACUAACUUACGAACCUGUGAACCCGGCCAAUAUCUCAUAAACAUUGUUUACCCAGCCCUGAAACCGUUCAAUGUUCUUGCUUCUGGGGUAGUCAUUGGAGUAACAUUGUACAUCCUGUACCUGGCUGGUGUGCUUAACAAGAUUACCUUCCUGUCCUUGCUUACCCUCGUUAUUUUGAUCUCCUCUGCACAGGCCGGUUGGCUUUUAAUACUCUCCAGAUUAACGUGCAUUGUUUUGAAAGACUAUGAACUUGUAGAGCAACCUGUCCUUUUAGAAAACUUGACAGCAAGGUUUACAGAUGAAGCAGUAGGUUUUAUCCACAGAAACAAAGACAGUCCUUUUCUCCUGUACAUGUCGUUUGCCAAAGUUCACACCGCUUUGUUUACUACUAAGCCGUUUGUCAAUCACAGUGUUCAUGGUCGUUAUGGUGACAAUGUAGAGGAAAUGGAUUGGGGCGUGGGUCAGAUCAUGGCUGCUGUGGAGGAACUGGGACUGAGAAAGAACACGUUUGUGUAUUUCACAUCAGACAAUGGUCCGUACAUUGAAGAAGUUAGUGAUACUGGUGAAUACCAUGGUGGAUGGAGCGGAAUCUACAAGGGAGGGAAAGGACAGUGUUGGGAUGGUGGUGUCAGGAUGCCUACAAUAGCAUCAUGGCCAGGUCACAUUCCAGCUGGGAUCUCAAUUGAUCACACAGACCUUCCACAGGACAGAGUUAUUGACGGAAAAGAUCUCUUACCACUAUUGACCAACCAGACAGAGGAAUCUUCCCAUGAAUUUAUUUUCCAUUACUGUGGAAAUCAGGUCCAUGCUGUUCGUUAUCAUCCAAAGGACAGUGACAUUGUUUGGAAGGCACACUUUAUGACGGCUAAAUGGACUGAAGGAACUGAAAUGUGUAGUGGGCAUGGUAUUUGCGGCUGUCAUGGACAUCUUGUCGAAGUUCAAAAUCCACCUCUUCUCUACGAUAUGACAGAUGAUCCCGCAGAAAGUUCGCCACUUGCUUCAAACAGUCCAGAUUACAAGGCGGUUAUGGAAAAUAUUUACCCGGCUUUAAAAACACAUAUUAGAGGAAUUCAUAAUGUCCCUGGUCAGUUGGGUUAUAAAAAUAUGUUUUACCCAAGAUUACAAAUGUGUUGUAAUUUUCCUUACUGCAGUUGUAAGGAGAAAGACGGACAACUGGAACAUUUUCCUGAAAACGUAUGAGGCUUUAUUUUAGGUAAAUUGAAAAUAAUAGGUUAUUUAUCUGAUUUCAAGAGUUUUAUUAUUGGCGAAUGAAUCCAUCAUUUUGCGUUCAUUUUCAAAUGUUGUAUGUCUUGAUUUUAGAUGACAUGUAC